UUUCUCCAGUUCUUCACAGGUUUAUGUCAAGGAAACAGCUGCUCCAGCAGAAAUGAUUUGCCUCUCGACUCUUUUAGUUGUCUUCAAUCUUUUCGUGUCUCCGUGUCAUGGCGGCUGUGCGGAGGUGGACUCCCUGACUGAAGCCGUGGUGGGACAAAGUUUCCUGUUGGGCUGCAUCUCCUGCAAGAGGAGAGCGGAGGUGUCUGCCCGAACCACCGUGGACUGGCACUUCAAACCGCUGGAGGAGGAGGAGUUCAGGCAUAUUUUCCACUAUGCCCACCCCAGGGCUAAAAUCCUCCAUGAAGAUUUCAGCGACCGCCUGGAGUGGCACGGGACAAAAACCAGAGACAUUCAGAUAGGAGCCAUUUACAUUCAUAACGUCAUCUUCAACGACACGGGGACGUACCGCUGCACAAUCAACCGCACCCUCUUCCUGCCGCAGUAUGAGGAGCACGUCACUGUGGAGAAGGAGGUGGAGCUCAACGUGGUGGCCGUAGCCAAUCGGGAGCUCACAGUGGUGAUCGCGGAGAUUAUGAUGUACGUGCUGAUCGUGGUUCUGCAGCUUUGGCUCGUUCUGGUUCUGGUCUACUGUUACAAGAAGAUUUCGGAGCAGCGUGAAGCUCGAGAUGCCCGUAAAGCUCUCAGGGAUCAGGCAGAGCUGUGACGGAGUGCAGGUCGAGGGACCGGUUAGGAUAGAUUUAUCUUUAUGGCAACACAGGAUUUAGGAACAUGGGAUAAUACGACGCAUGUGAAAGUGUUCUUUUCUCCUUAAAGACAUCCUGCUAACAUGACGUCAAUGUGAGGGUCGCCUUCAGCUCAGAUACCUAGAGGGUCAUAUUAAAGAACUCUCAUUUGGUAAUAAGGCAUCGGUCAUAAUCCAACACUUAGAGGCCUCCUCUAUUUAUUACUUGUAUUUGGCAAAUUACUGUAAAAUCAUUGCAAAGAUGGAUUCUUAGAUGUUUGUGUUUGGUCAACGAGGAACUCAGUGGCUACAAACAUCCUGAAACCUGGAAUAUUGACCUCAGUCCAGUGAGUUAUAACUUUAUCAAUUCAUAUUCCAUCGACACUAUUUAAACUAGCGGUCCAGAGACCUGAGGCAUACUGAUACGUUUUUUAAUCAUUUGGGUGUUUUUAGUAAUGCUGAAUAAAUAAGGCAAUCAUUUGAUUAGUUUAUCAAUAGAACAUUCAUUAUAUCAAUUAUUAUUUGAGUAACAGAUCAACAGCUUAUGUCAUACAGUCACAGCAUUAAAUAUGUUGUGUUGUUUACCUUUACGCAAAAAGUAUAAAAUAUGUUGGGCUCUGGUAUUAAAAAAUCAUUCAUUUGAUUCUCUUUAUUGAAAGCCUAUUUUAUUUGUGUUGUUUCACUGACAACUAAAAGGAGAUCUUCUUACACUGUCACCGAGUCUUUGUUUGCAGAAUCAUGGAACAGUAAUGAAGCCAGACUCAUUUUACCUGUUGGAUACAAAAUAAAAAGGGUUUAAAUCAUCUUUUUUUGUGUGUGACAAUCCCGAGCCGGUCCGUCAAAAGUGAAAAUGCAUCUCAAAAUGUGCAUGUACUGUGUUUUAUUUGACAGUAAAGUACUAAUACCUCUAAUUAGUACUGGAGCACAGUACUUGAGUAAAUGUACUUUAGUUACAUUCCACCACUUACAGUACGUGAGCAGAAGAAAAGUGAGUUGAUACAGACCAUAAUAUGA
Messenger RNA from Cyclopterus lumpus (lumpfish), 1696 nucleotides. RefSeq lists its product as uncharacterized. Gene Ontology annotation, molecular function: sodium channel regulator activity. Lineage: Eukaryota; Metazoa; Chordata; Actinopteri; Perciformes; Cyclopteridae. Bases 53 to 664 code for a protein of 203 amino acids. Gene Ontology annotation, biological process: regulation of heart rate by cardiac conduction; sodium ion transport; cardiac muscle cell action potential involved in contraction. The transcript has 5 exons. Gene Ontology annotation, cellular component: voltage-gated sodium channel complex. The record is from RefSeq and is a predicted model, not a curated record.